AUGUUCAAGUCACUGUCCCUCUUUACUCUUCUCCUCGCCAGUGCUUCCUCGGUCACCAGUACUGAUGCUGAGGCGCCUAAAUAUCUUGAUAUCAAGGCCGUCUGCAAACAAACCCCGAAGCUGGGCCUCUUUGGUCAACUCCUCGAAGAAAGACCAGACAUCUAUGCCGCAUACGUUGAUUUAGAGGACAAGACCUUCUACUUGCCCUCUGACGAUGCCCUUAACGCAUACUACGCGGCUACAGGCAACAUUUUCCGCCGAGCUGUAGACGAUGUUGCUAAGGCCUCAUAUCAGUACGUGAACGGCCAGGUUGACCUCAACGCGGCGAGGGAGAAAAAGCGGCUUGCUCAAAAGUCGGGCGACAACAAAAACACGGUGGUGAUAAGUAACAAUGCAUCCAGAAGGAAAAGGCAGCUGCAGCUUGGAAACGACACCGUUACAACGGCAGGAAUCACGGUUUCGACAGGGUUGGGGACGAAAUCGGAGAUUCUGUUUGGGGAUAUUCAGUGCACUCAGGGCCUCAUCCAGGUUGUUGAUACACUUUUUGAGAUUCCUGUACCAAUAAUCGAGACGCUCGAUUGCACCGACGGUUCCGAAUUUCUAAGUGCACUUAAAGAUACCGAUCUCGCAGACACAUACAAUGAGAUGGGGAACGUCACCUUCUUUAUGCCUCAGGAUGGGUCAUUCGAAGCCAACUCCACCAUGGACUGCGCAUCUGUUCAACGACACGUAGUUGAAAACCAAGCUCUCUAUACUCCUGACCUCAAGGAUGGCGAUGUCAUCGAGUCUGCAUCAGGCGAGAACCUUUAUGUAAAUAUUUUGGAUGAUGAAUUCUACAUGAACUGUGUCCGCGUUAUCAAGUCAGACAACAUCGUCAGUAACGGUGUGAUUCAUACGCUUGAAAAGGUCAUUGAACCCAUGUCUGCCCCCCCGUCUUGCUGGGCAAAAAACACAACAGUUGUACCACCACCAGUGAAGUUCACCGGUUCCGCAUCAACGAACCAAGUCGGCAGCAUGCUGGCUAUUGUUGGUUCUCUAACCGCCUUAUUCUUUGCUCUCUAG
Molecule: messenger RNA, 1062 nt
Organism: Morchella importuna
Lineage: Eukaryota; Fungi; Ascomycota; Pezizomycetes; Pezizales; Morchellaceae
Exons: 3
Coding region: 1-1062 (353 amino acids)
Biological process (GO): extracellular matrix organization; cell adhesion
Cellular component (GO): extracellular matrix
Molecular function (GO): cell adhesion molecule binding
Source: RefSeq, a predicted model, not a curated record